GUGUGUGCUCCUCCCUCCUGCAGCGAGGUGGACAUAUAAAGCCCUCUCCUUUCCUAGCAGCACACUCUGCCUGGAGACCCUCAAUAAGUGUCAUUUUCCCACUAAGCUCCCAUAACGAUUUUUUUCCUUCUAAGUAUUUCCCUUUUUAAGGUAAUAUUUAAAGUCAUAUUCCAGGGCUGCCUGCUUACACCUUUUUAUUGAAAUGCCUCUCUUCAUCGGAAUUAACCUGUUGGUUUAUAACGGCUACUUUUAAGCAUGUCGUGGUUCCUUGUAAACAUCAGUAACAUCACUUUGGGGGACGCACUCUCUGACGAUGAUCCGCGGGAUGAGCGCUUGGCUCAGGUGGAAAUAGCUCUCCUGUCCAUCAUCUUCGUCACCGCGGGGAUCCUAAACUCCGGGCUGCUUCUGGUGCUGUGGAAGCGCAGGAAGCAGCUCUCCAGGAUGCGCGUCUUUGUCCUCCACCUGUGCGUCGCCGAUCUUGUGGUCACAUUCUUCCAAGUUUGUCCGCAACUCAUGUGGGACAUCACGGACCGAUUUGUGGGGCCGGACGUAUUGUGUCGCGCGGUGAAGUACCUGCAGGUGGUCGGGAUGUUUGCUUCUACUUAUAUGAUCGUGGUAAUGACGAUAGACCGAUAUCAAGCCAUCUGUAAACCCAUGGUGACUUUCCAGAAGCGCAGGGCGCGUUGGAACGGUCCUGUUUGCGCCGCCUGGUGCGCCUCUCUCAUCGGCAGCCUCCCGCAGAUCUUCAUCUUCUCCCGGGUGGAGGUGGCCCCCGGUGUGUACGACUGCUGGGCACAGUUCAUAAAACCGUGGGGUCCCAAAGCCUACGUGACAUGGACUACUCUGGUGAUAUUCGUGCUGCCCAUUCUCCUGGUGAUCGUGUGCCAGGUGCGCAUCUGCCGCACAGUGUACACUAACUUCCACAUGAAGACGCAGCAGGGCGCGCAGGCGGUCAGUAAGCCGCUGUCCUCGCGGGCCAGCAGCGUGGCAGGGGUGUCCAAAGCCCGGGUGAAGACGGUGAAGAUGACCGUGGUGAUCGUGUUCGUAUACAUCGUCUGCUGGGCGCCUUUCUUCACCGUGCAGCUGUGGUCCGUGUGGGACGUUGAGGCGCCCACUCAGACUGCUACCUUCACAAUCCUGAUGCUGCUGGCCAGUCUGAACAGCUGUGCUAACCCCUGCAUCUACCUGCUGUUCAGCGGGAAGCUGCCCAAGACUAUGGUGGCCCUGAUGUGUGCGGAUCAGCGUGACCUGAAGGAGUCCAUCCAGGAGGAGGCCACCAUGGUCAGCUCCCUGUACAUCAGCCUCAAGAGUCUGUCAGAAAGCAGAUAA
Eleginops maclovinus (Patagonian blennie) is the source of this 1329-nucleotide messenger RNA. It is a transcript of the gene avpr2b.1, whose product is annotated as arginine vasopressin receptor 2b, tandem duplicate, 1. Bases 256 to 1329 code for a protein of 357 amino acids. The record is from RefSeq and is a predicted model, not a curated record. Gene Ontology annotation, biological process: G protein-coupled receptor signaling pathway; regulation of systemic arterial blood pressure by vasopressin; cellular response to hormone stimulus. NCBI's taxonomy places the organism in Eukaryota, Metazoa, Chordata, Actinopteri, Perciformes, Eleginopidae. Gene Ontology annotation, molecular function: peptide binding; vasopressin receptor activity. Gene Ontology annotation, cellular component: plasma membrane. The transcript has 2 exons.